Molecule: messenger RNA, 621 nt
Organism: Gregarina niphandrodes
Lineage: Eukaryota; Apicomplexa; Conoidasida; Eugregarinorida; Gregarinidae
Product: RNA-directed DNA polymerase
Exons: 1
Source: RefSeq, a predicted model, not a curated record
GAGGCUCUGAACCAAAACUGCUCGUAUAGGGUCGCGGAUGUGCAGCCGGUGCACCUCGAAUUAUCGCGCGAAGUACCGCGGCAGCCCAUACGGCCAUUAAAUGAACGACUGGUUCAGGUGGCGAAGGAGGUCAUUCCGCCGUUGCUAAAACAAAGGCUUAUUGAACCCGCGGCAAAGGGAACUAUAAUCUCACCGGCCCACUUCGUGACUAAAAGGGACGGGACGUGGCGAUUAGUCAUCGACUACCGGUUAGUCAAUGCAGCCACGGUGUCGGCCCACCAUCCUCUGCCGAACAUCGAACAAAUCCUGCACUCGCUGAGGGAAUGCAAGUGGUUCUCGAAACUGGACUUGAAGAAUGGGUUCUGGAAUGUCCCUCUCGACGAAUCCUCCAAGAACUUAACAGGAUUCUCAGUGGGCAGACUAGGAUGUUACAGGUGGAACGUGUUACCACAAGGGCACAAAUGCGCCCCCGCUGAAUUUCAGCAGAGAGUGGAGGAUGUGUUGAGGAAUCUAAUGGACGCAGAAGUGGUUCGUGUAUACGUUGACGACAUCAUAAUUGGGACAAAAACAAGGGAUGCCCACCUUGGCCUGGUCUUGCGAGUUCUGGAAAGGCUGCGAGAA